This is a messenger RNA of Fragaria vesca subsp. vesca, 1203 nucleotides long. Its product is annotated as F-box protein At5g07610-like. The record is from RefSeq and is a predicted model, not a curated record. Gene Ontology annotation, molecular function: protein binding. Lineage: Eukaryota; Viridiplantae; Streptophyta; Magnoliopsida; Rosales; Rosaceae. The coding region runs from base 1 to 1203 and encodes 400 amino acids. The transcript has a single exon.
AUGGAGGUGGUAGGCAGUGUAGAAGACCUCCUCACUGAAAUUCUUUUGCGCGUACCAGCUAGACCUCUGGUCCGAUUCAAGUGUGUCUCCAAACAUUGGCUCUCUCUUAUCUCCGACCCCAAAUUCUGUCAUCGCCACACCCUCCAAAACCCCCGCUCCUCUGUCUCCGCUGUCUUUCCGGAACAAAAAAUUAUGUCACCCAGAUCCACUGCCUUAUCUUUCAUCCCUCUUGACAAUCUUGAUCAGGACCCUAGAAGUAACCAUGCAAACCAAAAUCUAUUUGGUUCAUCACCCAACUGCAAUAAUCCUCUUAACUUGGUUCAUAACUUGCCUGAGUCCAUCCAGAUUAUCCAGUCCUGUAAUGGCCUCUUCUUAUGUCGUUGUCCCUUCGAAACAACAAGUGAACUUCGUCCAUACUAUGUUCUUAAUCCCACUACCAACCAGUUUUCCAGACUUAUUCCUCCAGCUGCUGCAUCUGGUCAAUCAUGUGUCAUGUUCUAUCAGGCUUUGGCUUUUGAACCAUCCAGAUCACCUCAUUACAAGCUGCUAGUGUUUUGGUUUGCCGGCCACGAUCCGUCAGAGUUUAACCUAGACAUAUAUUCGUCUGAGACUAAAAGUUGGAGACUUGUCGAUUACAGUGAUGCAGAUCCUUGUAACGAUUUUUUUAGUCUAAAUCCUUAUUACGAAUACAAUGGAGGCGUAUACUGCAAUAGGGCAGUUCAUUGGGUAGGGUUGCAUAAUCGGCUCUCGUACUAUCACUUAGAUGAUGAGCGUGUCAGACAUGUUGAUAAGCCUGAGGGGCAUUCUGGACGGUCUGAGUUCAAAUUGCUUCAGGAGUCUCAUUGUGGCAGCCAUUUGCAUCUCAUUGAUAUCUAUUCUUCACGUAUCAUAGUGUGGGAGAUGAAGAGUGACUACUCUGGUUGGUGUCUUAAGUACCGUAUUUUUGAUCUUAAUCGCAUUUUAACCACCUUCUGGCCGCGCGAUGAGAAGACAUAUACUGUUCUCUUUCUUACUCAAGAGGAAACUGAAGGAGAUGAAAGUUCAUCAUUGUUGAUACAUGUUCCUGGCCAAGUCAUCUCGUAUAAUCUCAAAAGCAAGAACUCCAAAUCUUUUCAACUAACACCCAGGCAAGGUAUCGAUGAUCGAAAACUACGUGUUACAGCAAGGAAUUUUCGAUAUAUGGAGACUCUGGCUUGUGUGUGA